CAGCAAACAGCAACUUCCUCUUAUUUUUAAGUAAUGUCAAUUACUUUGUGUUUGCUUCUUUGUGUGCAGCUCCCAUCUCAGAGUGGGGGCAGAUGGACUCUUCCUAAAGGACCACUGGGCGGUUAUUUAUUAGCUGGAAGAACUCUGGAAUGCAGCUGAACUAGAAUGUUGGUAUUGACAUGUAUGGUUGGUUGCAAAAACACAUAAAAUCUAGAACAACUUCAUCAACACAAUGUGGAAAAGGCAACAUAAGAGAAAACUCAGCAAUGCCUAUCAGUAUUCUAUCAACAUCAUCUUCAUCGUCCUCGCUGUUACCGUUGACCCCUUCUGAACCCCGCCAGUUAAGGAAUGCGCUUAAUUCAGAGCUGAGAUGGAGGCAGAAAUAUGACGUGUUUGUGUGCCACAGCUCUGCUCAAACGGACAUCGAAGAGGCGAUACGCCUGGUACUUUUCCUCGAGGCAGUGCCUCGCAGCCUCCGGUGCUUUUUGUGGCACAGGGACACCUGUCCAGGAGGCGCCAUUGCCACAGAAUUCUGUCAGGCGAUGCAGGACAGCCACAUCCGGGCGUUGCUCAUCACUCCCAGUUUUGUGCAGGAUGAUUGGUGCAAUUAUGUGAUGCAUCAGGCUCUAGCAGAGGGACCCAUGUCCAACAGGAUGAUUCCUUUGCUUCAGAAUCUGCCUCACGCUGAGUACCCACAGGAAAUGAGGUUCUACUACUACAUUGACCUGAGCAAGAACCCAGACCAUGGUUUCAGUCUGGUCUACAGGACAGUCUACAGGUACUUAGAAAACCUGACUCAUAAUGAAACGAAGUCCGGGUGCGACUUGAGUGACUCGGUCUGUGGAGGUGACGCGCAUAAGAGGGUGAAGUGACACCACUGCCCAACUUUGGCAGGACGACAGAGAAAAAAGAAGCAUCAGAGGUUUUUGCUGUGAUUAAAACCUGUUCAGGGUGGAUUGAAAAACCGCUGCUGCUGUUGACGUAAACUCACACUUAUGUCAAUUUAAUUUCACUUUGACUUUGUUGAGUAUACGUGUUGCGGAUGUUCUCACAUAGAACAGGAAACCUUUCCCUUUGUGCAUCAAGGAGGGUUAUUUCCUGCAUCAAGUCAAAAGAAAUGUGCAAACCAGAACUGGAAACUCCCACAAACAAAGAUCCCUUGCAGUUAAGUUUGGUUUAUCAAAAAAGGCUUUGAAUGAUCAUCAAUGAAUCCUGAUUUUAUUGACAUCUUUGUAUGAGAUUUAUUGAGAAGCACUUUGAUACAUUUAGCUAAAAUGCUCUAAGCUGGGUAAGCCAUCAUGCAUGUGUAAAUAUAUUGUCUUGCUUUGACCCAUAUACAGACUCAGUCGUGGAGCAGAAUCGACAGGUUUCCUUCAAACUGUCUCUGUACGUUAUUGGACAUUGCUAGGACCAAUUAGAGCAACAAAUUGCAUGAGGUAUUCAUCGCUAUGGCAACAGUCAAAAGCAGUCUGCCAUACACUGUCGAAGAAGAAGAAGAAGAAGAAGAAGAAGCAAAUGGAUCGUUAUUUGAAAUCUGCUAAUGUUUCCAAGCCCAAGUCUAAUAAAUCUGCCAAAGUUAUGUUGAACGAGUGCUGUUCCUGACCUGGCACCAUCUUUGUAGUUUUUCUCCGUUGCUGCUCCUUUGUUAAGCCCGCCCAACGUUUCUCUACAAACACAGAGCACUGUGAUUGGGCCAACCUAAAAUUGUUUGGGCCAAUGAUAGACCUGCUGAGGCUACAAUGGAGUGUGGCUAGACAGACCUGCUACGGUUUGUCUAGAUUUCUAGGCUAGGCUAGGCUCACGUACAAUAAAAUAACCAUUCAUGCAUUAAUACCUAAGGACUGUGUAGUCUCCAGUUAAACUAACCGACAUGAUUUUGACCUGUGGAUGGAAACCAGAGAAAACGUGCUGAAUACAUCAAAAUAACACGUUCUCUCUUCUAUCAAGAUAAUUUUAUCAUCAUUAAAUGGCACAAGUGAGUCUGCAUUCUGUCCCUCUAAUGCCAAAUAUCAGGUUUUCAAUAAACUGUGCCAUUUCA
Nothobranchius furzeri (turquoise killifish) is the source of this 2038-nucleotide messenger RNA. RefSeq names its product toll-interleukin 1 receptor (TIR) domain containing adaptor protein (gene tirap). Gene Ontology annotation, cellular component: cytoplasm; plasma membrane. Lineage: Eukaryota; Metazoa; Chordata; Actinopteri; Cyprinodontiformes; Nothobranchiidae. The record is from RefSeq and is a predicted model, not a curated record. Gene Ontology annotation, molecular function: Toll-like receptor 4 binding; Toll-like receptor 2 binding. Gene Ontology annotation, biological process: positive regulation of chemokine (C-X-C motif) ligand 2 production; toll-like receptor 4 signaling pathway; regulation of stress-activated MAPK cascade.